CAGACUUUAAAAACCAGCCCCUGUCCUUGUGCACGGCUCACACGGCUCACACACACACACAGUGAGAACGGACGGCACCAUGACUGGACUCCAGUACAUGAGCGGCUUUGGGAAUGAAUUCUCUUCUGAAGACCCUCGCUGUCCGGGAUCUUUACCUGAGGGACAGAACAGUCCUCAGGUGUGUCCGUAUGGACUCUAUGCUGAGCAGCUGUCUGGCUCCGCCUUCACCUGCCCACGACCAGCCAAUAAGAGGAGCUGGUUUUACCGCAUCCUGCCAUCUGUCAAACAUAAGCCGUUUACCGUGCUGCCGUGUGGGAAUCUAACGGAAAGCUGGAAUGAAAUGGAACCCGACCCCAACCAGUUGCGUUGGCUGCCAUUUACCAUCCCCAAAUCUUCAGCCGAAAAAGUCGACUUCGUGGCUGGUUUGAACACAGUCUGCGGUGCUGGAGACGCCAAAACUCGCAACGGCAUUGGAAUCCAUGUGUACACCUGUAACACCUCCAUGGUGGACAGCUGCUUCAACAACUCAGACGGAGACUUUCUGAUCGUUCCCCAGCAGGGUGCGCUCUUGGUUACCACUGAGUUUGGAAAGAUGGCGGUGGAACCCAAUGAGAUCUGCGUCGUCCAGCAAGGGAUGCGCUUCAGCGUGGAUGUCUUUGGAGAAAGCCGGGGUUACAUCCUGGAGGUGUACGGAGCCCAUUUUGAACUGCCUGACCUCGGGCCCAUCGGGGCCAACGGUCUGGCUAAUCCAAGGGAUUUCCUGGUUCCAGUUGCUUGGUAUGAGGACCGUAAAGUGGCCACAGGUUACACAAUUAUCAACAAGUAUCAGGGGAAACUCUUCGCCUGCCAACAGGACUUCUCGCCCUUCAACGUGGUCGCCUGGCACGGAAACUACACGCCGUACAAGUACAACCUCAGCGACUUCAUGGUGAUCAACAGCGUGGCCUUCGACCAUGCCGAUCCUUCCAUCUUUACUGUACUGACCGCCAAAUCCACACGUCCAGGCGUGGCCAUUGCCGACUUUGUCAUCUUCCCACCACGAUGGGGCGUGGCUGACCACACCUUCCGUCCACCUUAUUAUCACCGUAACUGCAUGAGUGAGUUCAUGGGUCUGAUCAAAGGCCACUACGAGGCCAAAGAGGAGGGCUUCCAGCCCGGAGGGGGCAGCCUCCACAGCAUGAUGACCCCACACGGCCCCGACGCUGACUGCUUCGAGAAGAACAGCGCCGCCCUGCUCAAACCCGAGAGGGUUGCAGAGGGAACCAUGGCGUUCAUGUUCGAGUCGUCCUUCAGCAUGGCGGUGACUAAGUGGGGCCUGGACACAUGCCAGAAGCUCGACAGGAACUACUUCCGGUGCUGGGAACCAAUACGAAGCCACUUUGACCCAAACUGGAAGCGUACUGAGGCGUGAACACAACGACCAAACACACUCGCCACCACUUCUGAGAAGAAACAUGUAAAGUGCUGAUUUCAUGACACCUUAUGAAAACAUGUUCCAGGCAGACAGGUCUU
Messenger RNA from Thalassophryne amazonica, 1512 nucleotides. It is a transcript of the gene hgd, whose product is annotated as homogentisate 1,2-dioxygenase. Gene Ontology annotation, cellular component: cytoplasm. Lineage: Eukaryota; Metazoa; Chordata; Actinopteri; Batrachoidiformes; Batrachoididae. Gene Ontology annotation, molecular function: homogentisate 1,2-dioxygenase activity. Gene Ontology annotation, biological process: L-phenylalanine catabolic process. The record is from RefSeq and is a predicted model, not a curated record. The transcript has 14 exons. The coding region runs from base 80 to 1411 and encodes 443 amino acids.